Molecule: messenger RNA, 1505 nt
Organism: Leucoraja erinaceus (little skate)
Lineage: Eukaryota; Metazoa; Chordata; Chondrichthyes; Rajiformes; Rajidae
Gene: mrpl39
Product: mitochondrial ribosomal protein L39
Exons: 10
Coding region: 150-1271 (373 amino acids)
Cellular component (GO): mitochondrion
Molecular function (GO): RNA binding; nucleotide binding
Source: RefSeq, a predicted model, not a curated record
GCAGCGGGGAGGGGAGGGGAAGGAAAACAAACGUUGCAGUCGGUCAGCGGCUGAAGUCGACGCUCUCCCGGCCCGGCCUGACCCGACCUGACCCCCGACAGAGCGGCCGCCCGGUCCCGGUCCCGGUCCCCCCCGCUCUCCCCUCCCCCAUGGCCGCCCGCGUCCCCCCGCUCUGGGCUCGAUGUGGCCGCUUUGUGUCCACGUCGGCAGUCCCACGCGUGGCCAGCACGCAGCUGCAUCAGAGGCGCAGCAAGCUGUUCGAUGAGGAGAAGGCCCGGCAGCAGGGUCUGGCGCCGCGCAUCGAGAAGAUCGAAGUGAAACAUGUGGGGAAGCCCGAGCCGGGAGCAGUGUUCAUCAUGAACAAGGGCCUGUCCACCCCCUACAACUGUGCCAUGCAUAUCAGCGACUGGUGCGUGCGACGGUCCAUUCUGGCCCUUGUGGAUGGCGAAGUCUGGGACAUGUAUAAACCCCUGGACAAGUCCUGCGAAAUCCAGUUCCUCACCUUCACAGACGAGAACCCAGAGACCGUUAACCAGGCUUAUUGGCGAUCCUGUGCGAUGAUGAUGGGCUACGUCCUAGAAACGGCCUUUAAAGAUGAGUACGCCGUUGAACUCGUCCGAGCCCCCGAAGUACCAGUGAUGGCUGGAGCAUUCUGUUACGACGUGAUACUGGACAGUCGGUUGGAUGAAUGGAUUCCGUCGACUGAGAACCUGCAGUCGUUGACUCGAGAAGCCCACAGGCUGAUCCACAGGAACCUGCCCUUCGAGUCGCUGGAGGUGGGGCCUGGUGUGGCUGCCGAGAUCUUUAAGGAGAGAAAGCACAAGCUGGCCACCAUCGAGGAGCAGGCUGCCCUGCGGCCCAGGAACCUGGUGCAGCUGUACAGGUGCGGGGAGUUUGUCGAUGUCAGCCCAGGCCCCCAUAUCUCCCGGACGGGGGUGUGCUCGCAGUACGAGAUCACCGCGGCCCACCCUCUGACCGCGGGGCCAUCCGGCCUGGAGCGAAGAUUCCAGGGGAUCUCGCUCCCCGUUCAGCUGAAGACUCUAUACUCCGUGUGGGGAAGAUUAAGGCAAAGAUCCCAAAAACUGAUUACGGUGGAACCAAGUGGCGGAGAAACCGAAUGUUCGGCGACUGUGAAUGAGGCGAGCGGAGAGGGGGCUGGUGCGGCAGGAGAGGACCCCCGCCGUUGUUUAACCAACGAUUCUGUGAAUGCACGGACGAUGCUGGGCACAGUGAAACAACAAAGUGUUGAAUCGGCUGCUCACACGAGCUGAGCUGGCAGUGGGUGAGAUGAGACUCCUGGCCGCUGUGGGCCACAGAUGAAGCAACGACGAGGUUGUGAAGGUUGCUGAACCUCGAAGGGCAUCACCUCCAGGCCUGGUUAGUGCCCACCUUCCAUGCCCAAGGUCCCGGGUUCCACCAGCAGCUGCCCAUCUCGUCGCACCUUUGGGCGUUGGUCAGAAGUUAACUCUUUCCAGCUUUUCCAUUAAAUUGCUCUUUAAAAUGGC